This is a messenger RNA of Brassica rapa (field mustard), 8879 nucleotides long. RefSeq names its product transcription factor PRE4. Lineage: Eukaryota; Viridiplantae; Streptophyta; Magnoliopsida; Brassicales; Brassicaceae. Gene Ontology annotation, molecular function: protein dimerization activity. Gene Ontology annotation, biological process: regulation of DNA-templated transcription; regulation of growth. The record is from RefSeq and is a predicted model, not a curated record.
AGUUUCCUCGGAAUUUUGUUUCCUCGGAAUUCCGUCGGAAAUUUCCGACGGAAUUCCUUGGAAGUAUGAAUUUCCGAGGAGAUAUUUCCGAGGACUUUUUUCGUCGGUAUGUCGUCGGAAUAGCGUUAUUCCGACGACAUACCGACGAUUUUUUCCCUCAGUAUCCCGAUGUUUUCUUGUAGUGGGUUGGACGCGGUGGGAUAGUCGGACUAAGCGAAAGGUCCGGAUACCUGGAUUAUAAAAUAAAAAAAAUUUAUAAUUGUUUCCAGAUUCUUUUUCAUUUAGUGGAUAUUUCUUUAGUCUCCUUUAUAUAUUUUCUUUGUGAAUAUUCUCCACUAAGAAACUAAAACGGAAAUUUUUGUGUAAGCCCAUAUACGGGAAACUUAAAGAUUCUCCAGCUUAGCAUGCGAGUUGCCAAAGACUCCCGUACAAUUAUCAUGCGAACCACUAUUUUCAGUUAAUUUUAAUAUUAUUACACAAAUAUGUAAUGUGUUUAGUACUGAUGUUACAGUUUUUGGUAAUUAAGAAAUCGCAGAUAUUACGAGCUUUAGUUAAGUACUAACGUCAACUACUCUACUCUCCAUCUCCCUUUAUAAAAACUACUCUCUAUCUCUGUUGUAAUAAAUCCUCCACUUUGUUUCCAAUAGAUAUCUGGAACGUUCUUUGUCAAAAAAAGUAUCCGGAACGUUAAAUGGAACGUUUUCGCCAAAAAGAAAAUGUUUAAUGGAACGCUGUAAUCGUACCGGCAAAUUUGCAUGCAUGCACAUGCGUCACAUAAAGGCAAAGAGUGUGACGUACACGCGAAUGUAUGUAUAUAUGUGCUUAAAUUAAAUUCUAGUAGACUUUCAUGUUUAUAUCAAAAAAUGUAUUGCAUGUUUUUAAGAAAAAAAUCAUCAGCCUCUUACUUUUUGUUUUGUUUUGUAUAUAUAUACAUAUUACAAAACGAUAUUCGUUGGCAACUAUUUAUAAAAUAACAUUUUCGCUUGAAUAUUAUAUACAAUAACAUAGAAGCGAAUAAUUCAGACAGAAACCAUAUGACAAAGAGAUCUCCGUAAUCUUUCUUGGAAUCCAUUGUACUAAAAUCUAAUAAAGUUUAUAACUCCUUCAACUUGGGUUUCUCCACACUAUUAUAAAAUACUUUUUUAUGCUACCUUUGUGUUUGGUUAGGUGUGAUUGCAUACCUGAGUUUUCCCCCAAAAAAAACUUGAUCCACCUGACAAGUGACAACUAAUUUUAGAUGAAAGGUUAAGGUGGUAAAAAUAAUUAUAGACAUACGGCUUGAUUGUCAUUUUUCAUUUUUUCCUGCUUUAAAAACAUUUUUAUAUAUAUUGUUCAAAAUUCUAAUAUAUUUGCUUACAAAACCCCUCAAUAGUUGAAAAUGAAUAUACUUCUUACUUAAAAGGUUUCGGAGAAACGUAUGAUUAACUUAGUUAAAGAUGAAUGUAAUCAUCAGCUAAUGUACUCAAUGAGUUUUCGUAUAAAUUUAAAACAAAUAACUAUUUUGAUUGACCAAGUAGAACGAAAAUAUUUACAGUAUAAAAAAAAUUAAAAACUAUUACCAUUAUCAUCAUUUAAUAAAAUAAAAUAAUAUUAAUGUAUAGUUCUAAAUAUUGUGAAUUGUAGACUAAAUCUUUCUGCUUAUAACUUUAAAAUUUACUAGUUGGAUGUUCGUGUCCGGUAAGAAGUAUAACAGAAACUAGAGUAUUGUCUUUAAUUAACACAUAGCAUUGUAAGAUUUAGGGUAUAAGAUAGGAAAGCAAGAACAUUUUUUUUUUUCAAAUUUGAUUACUACAUUGGGAAGUACACUUAAGAAUUUGAGUAUAUAUACACAAUAAUAUAAUGUUAUUAUGGUAACUAAAUUGAAUAUCGUAAGAAAAUUAUAAAAUUUAAACCAAAUAAAUAUAAACGAACUUUAAAAUAAAUAAAAACGGAAAUUAACAGAGUACCUCGUGAUUCCUCGCUGUAUAUUCCAAUAAUUUCACGUGCCUAAGAUCCAAGCUAAGCUGACCACGCAAUAGUACAAUAUUACUGAUUAAUAAAUCACAAAUAUCAACUUGGAACUUUGUAAUAAUAUACAUUAUUUAUGUACCAAUUUUUAAUCCUCGGAUUAAUGAUAUGAUAAAACAAAAAAAGAAAACAUAUUUGGAAGGUGACUUUAAUACUAAGACUACAAGUUGUAAGAUGUGUUUGUUUAUUUGACCUGUCAUGGUACGUUUUAUAAUUGUUUGCUACUAAAGUAUUUGUGUCAACUGAAACCCAAACAAUAAUGGCCAUUGCCAUGCGGGGCUGGCCCUGAGAUUUUGGAAGCCGUAAGCUAUAUAGUAAAAAAAUAAUAACUUUUUUUACUAAUUUGAAAAUCUAUAUCUAUGUAAUUUUUUAAUAAAAAUUGGAAGAUACAUGAAAAUAUUUCAUUCAUCAGCUUUACCUAAGAUCGAGUUCAGGGGCGGACCCAUAUACAAAUGGGGUAUGGCAAGUGCCACAUACUAAUAAUAUCAAUCCCUUGUGCAAAUUUAUAAACAUAUACAAAUGAUUAGCUCUUUGGCUUAAAAUGCUUAAUUGUGCCACACCUAAUUCAAGUUCGAUUGCUUGAACAAAAACUGUGACUCGUGCUUGAACAAACCCUAUGUAUUUGUUCAUUCAACUAUUUUUAUUUACAUGAUUGAUCAUCCUUUUUCUAAAUAUUUUUUUCUUAACAGCAAACGGCUCUUCUAUUACUCAAACUUGAGGUGGUAUGAGAAGCCAGACCGGAAUAGAACAACCAAUAAAACAUAAUGAUCUAUGGAAAGAACGUGCAUUUCUAAAUAUUUUUAAUAUGCUACUUACAACUAUAUUUAUAUAACUGCUUUCUUUUCAUUCUUUUUAAUAUUAGUUCUUGACAAAAUAAAAUUAUAGUUAUUUAUAUUUUACUCUAACAAUUUUUUUAUUAGAUUUAUUUUUCAAUAUUUAGAUUAAAAUAAAAAACUAAAAUGAACAGUUGUUUUUUACAAUGCCAUUAUCAUGUGCAGUAUGUAAUUUUAUAAUAUUACUUAAAAUUAAAAUUUAAAAAACAUUUCUUUCAUUAAACAUUUUUUUCAUUUGACCUAUUUUAUAAUAAAAUAAGAUGUAAAUUUUAAUAACUACAAAAUAUAUUCUAGUUUAAUUUACUAAUUUUUAUUUGAUAUAUAAAUAAUUAUAUAUUUAGUGCUUCAUAUUAAAAAAAUUUCUGGAUCCGUUCCUGAUCAAGUACUCUGUUUACAUGCGAUCUAUCUUCUGAAGUAAUCAUCCCUGCAACCAAAUUUAAAGUCUUGGUAACUGGCAUUUGGAAUCCUUUCAUUGAAACCCUGUUUCGAAUGUACAAAAAAUUACCAUAUUUUAACAUACACGUACAAUUGAUCAUAUUUAUGUAAGUAUUGUAUCUUGGUUGCUAACCUAUUAAAAGAUAAUGAUAUUGGUUGCCUAGCCAGUUUUCUUUUAAUCAAGAACAUAUGUUUAUAUAUAAUUGAUGAUUACUCAUCGUUCAAUAAGAUAAGACUAAUAUGAUAAUACAUAAGUUUUGAUUGAACAUACUUCAAGAAAACUUUACUAUAUUUAAAAUUUUAAAUGCCACACAAAUAUUCAGAGUUUGGCAUAUAAUUCAUUGUGUCAUUCGUAUUUUCAUAGUGGUAUGUUAAUAUUUGUUAAUUAGUAAUUACCGUGGUGGCAAAAAUACUACUUAUAUUUAGAUUUAAGUAAGGUUUGGACGUUCUAGCGCGCAACCAGAUUCGGUUCGAAUUUAAUAAGAUUUUGGUUUUUCAGGGGCAGGAAAUUUGACCUCUUUGAUUUUUUUUAAAGUUUGGUUUGAAUUCGAUUCAAUUUUUUUUGGGUUUGGUUCAUAUAUAUUAACACAUCGAAAACUCAAUUGAACCCGUUUUAAUCAUGGGUUCCGUUCAACAUUAGGUUUCGGUUAUCCCAAUACUUGUUUAUGAAUCGAAAGUACACACUUUAGUUCACAAAUUUUGCAAAUUUAAAUAAUUUACACUAAUUCAGGAAUGAUCGUUAAAAGGAAAAAUAUAUAAACAAAUUAAAUUAGAUGAAACAAAUUUAUAAAUGUAGAAAAAAUAUUUAAAAUUUAAAUUAAAGCAACAAUGUUUAAACUAAGUAAACAUAUUAAUAGUAUAACUUCAAAUGCAAUUGUCAAAACAUAAAUAUAUAUUUUGAUAUUUGACCAAUACCGAAAAUAUAUGUUAAACUAAGCAUUUGAGUGUGUUUAAAAAAAACUAAGCAUUUGAGUUAAUUAUUCAUAUAAUAUAUGCUUAUUUAGGUACUCAUAAGAAUCUUAAAGUAUGUUGAGUACUUAUUUGAGAUUUAGUUCGGGUUUGGUAAGAAUUCUUUUGGGAUUUCAAAUUUUGGAAAAUAUCCAUUCGAGUUCGGUUUGUUUAAAACUCAUGAUCCAAAAUAGCAUAAAACAAAUCUAUUGAGUACUUAUAUCGAAUUCGGUUUGGUUUGGAUUCGUAUUUAUAGGAUUAAAUUUGGUUUGGAUUUUCUUAUUCGGUUUAUUUGCCCACCCUUAAACUUAGUCCAUUAUAAUACUUUCUUUUACUUAUUUUUUUAUUUAUACUGUCUUUUAAUUAAUUAGUAAAUACGAUUGUCAGUGUUAUGUAAAGCUUUUGGAGAAAAUAUUACAUCGAAACCGAAGCUUUUGUAGCCGAAAAACAAAAUUAGAUGUUGAGAAGAAUUUGAUCACCUACACCCAGAAAAUACUUGUGUUUGUUUGUAGUACUCUUAAAUUAAUUUAUAGACCAUUUCUAUUGAUUACUUUAUCCUUGAAAUAUAGUUUAAUUAUCAUAUCUACAUGAAUUAAAAUAAAAGAAUGUUUGAUUGAUUAUUCCAAAUUUCUAAUUACCAACUGAUUGAUGUACGUGAUAUGAUAUAAAAAUACGAGUGAAAGAGAAACCGAAAAACAAACUAACUAAUCAAGGAACACUCAAAAUAGAAAAAAAAUGAACAAGGCUUAGGUUCACCCAAUUACCUCUCCUUUUAUUACCAAUCAAAAUGCCACUAAAAUUAAUAAUAAAAUUGAUUGAUUUUAUUUUAAAAAAUCUGAAAUAAUUGAAAAAAAUAAUGACGUCAAUUUUAAUGAUGCUAACGCCACUAACUAAACUCUAAACUUUAAAUCUAUACCGUAAACCCUAAAUCCAAAUCCUAAACCCAAACCGUAAAUCGUAAACCCAAACCCUAUAUCGUAAAUCAAAAUCCUAAACCCUAAACUAAAACCCUAUAUCCUAAACCCAAAUCAUAUACUCUAAACUCAAACCAUAUAUCCAAACCUAAUCCCUACACCCUAAAUUCAAAUCGUAAACCCUGAAUCUAAAUCCAAUAUCCUAAAAGUUUGAGUUAAUGUUGAUGUUGUUUCUUUAGAGUUUAAGAUUUGGGUUUAGAGUCUAGGUUUGGGUUUAGGAUCUAGGGUUUGAGUUUAAGGUCUAGGUUUGGGUUUAGAGUUUACGGUCUGGAUUUAGGGUUAAGGAUUUGGAUUUAAGAUAUAGGGUUUAGGUUUAGGGUUUAGAGUUAGGUUUAGAAUUUAGGGUUUAGGGUUUAGAUUUAAGGUUUAGGGUUUAUAAUUUAAAAUUUAGUCAGUAGCGUUAGCGUCAUUAUUAUUUUUUAAUUAUUUUAGAUUUUUUUUUAAACUAAUAAUAUAUUUUAUUAUUAAUCUAUGUGGUAUUUUGAUUGACAAUAAGAGGAGAAGUGAAUUUAAAUGUUCACUUUAGGGGUGAACCUAAGUUUUGUUCAAAAAAAAUACCGAUAUUAUAAUUAUUUAGCUUCGUUUCAAAUAAGACAAAACAAAAUUGAUUAUAUUUGCAUUUUUUUUUGUAACUUUUAUAUUUGCAUGUUUGUCUGUCCAUGCAUGCAUACAUUAGCUUAUGUAAUAUUUCUUGUCAAGUUAACUGAUUAAUCUUUAAUUAACCCCCACCAGAGAAAUGAUCAGCAGGUAAUUGAUUAAUCUCUAUAUAUUUCGUGGGGUGUUACAUGUUAUCAGUUAUUAUUCAAGACUCACUCGUGAAUUUAGAGUCCUUGAGUUUGACUAUAUAUAAUCAUUAAUUAUACUCGUAAUUAUGAUCUAUUUGAAUUUUUUUUGAAACCAUUUCAAAUUUAUUUAUUAGUUUAGUUUUUCUCUGAAGAUGGAUUUGUAGCAAACUUGGUGGUUUUAUUGAUGUUACUUUCGAGAGAAAUUGGUGUGGAUAUAGCUAAAAGCACAUAUAAUUUGUCAUAUAUCAUUGUAUCUUUUUAAUAUUUUUAUGGUUAUAAUACCCUUAUUUUUAUCUCUCUCUCUUCUCCCUUCUAUGUGUUCUAAUCUCUUUAUUUCUCGUACAUAUUCUUUAAAUUAUCUUCUAAUUCAACAUAAAUCUUUAUUUUUUUAUUCUGAUUCUUUUGACAUCCAUAAUGUUAAUCUUAUUAUCUCACCCCAAUUUCAGUGUACCAAAUUCGACUCACAAUCAACUUUUAGAUAAUAUAUACAUUAGUAUGUAUUUUAUUACUUACCUGCUGUUAUUUAGAUUUUAAUGGAUUCUUAAUGGAUACAUGGAGUGUUAACUGUUACAAAUAUAUUUGGGGUUAUUUGAUAGAUAACUAAUUAAUUGUUAAUAGUUUCAUUAACUGAUAUAUGAUUUGUUAAUCGAUACAUUUGUUUGAUAUAUAGAUUGUUAGAUGAUACUGAAAUUAUUAGCUGAUAUGUUAGUUGGUAUGUAGAUUGUUACCUGCUAUGUAAAUAUUUAGCUGAUAAAUCUAGAGUUACUUGUGUUCGAUAAAGCAUGAAGACAUUUUUGUCCGCACAAUAUCAAAAAAUUACUUUCUUUUUGAUUAUCCAUAAUUAUGGGCAUUUAGCUAAUUUGAACUUUAAUUGGGUAUAUUCAACACGUUGUCACUACUUUCAAUCAGACACCUAGCCAUAAUUAUUAAAAACAAUACCGAUAUUUUUUUUAUCAUCAUUGAUUCCAGAAAUUAAGCAAAUAUGCCAAUAAAUGUGUGGCAAUAUAUGAACAAGUUAAUAAUUUAAUUUUUUUCAAAUUUAACAAUCGUAUCCUCCUAUACUCGUGACCAAAAAAAGGUAUUCGCCAACUACAAUCAAGCAUCAUUAGUUCAUCACCUUCUAAUGUUAUUUAUUUUUCAAAUAUUAUUUAUUUUCUUAUUCUGAAUGGUGACGGCACGUUAGUGAUAUAGGGAAACAUGAGAAUUUGAAUAGGAAAAGAAAUCAUCUUUAAUUUAACUGAAUAUUAAUAUUAUUAUUUAGUCAGAUAAAGUGGCAACAUUUUCCCUAAUAAUUUUUUUUUUUAAAUGCUGGUAGAUAAGUGGUAAUUUGGGAUACGAAAUAAAUACUUUGUACUGAACUCGAUUUUUCCUAUGAAUAAAGUUGCAGAUGACAGAUGAUUUAUCCAGUAACAGAUUAUUUAUCUUUGAAAUUAGUCUGAAGACAUUCUAAAUCAGAUUAGAUAGUUGAAUUCAAUUCACUCUAUAACAUUAGAUGUGAUUCUUCCAAAACCUCACUUGAUAACCGAUACGAUAAAAAAUGAACCUAGCAAGACAAAAAAAAAUCAAUCGCUAAACAAAUUGUGUUGCUAGUUGCCAAUAAAAUAACAGUUUUUCAUUAUAAAAUUUGUCGAUUAAAAUCAUGUCGGAACAGAAACUAUAUAUUUAGCUACGAUAUUUAAUAUUUUUUGCUAAAGGAAUAUUUACUUAUUAUAUAGUUCUAUUAGCAGUGGCAUUUGUUUUGGCCGUAAAACCACCACUACUUCCAUCGCAAAAUUUAGCUACAACUACAAAGAUAUGUUUUGCUAAAAAUCUGUUUUUAUGAAACACAUUGCCUAUCAUGAAAAGACUAAAUAAUAGUAUAAUUAUGUAAAUCCCUUUAUGUUUUUUUUUUUUUGACAAAGGGCUUCCCUUUAUGUUUCUUUACCGUUAAAAUAAACACAAACGCCGAGUUUUAACUAACACUUGAUUUUUAGGAAACAUGCGAUAAGAAACAUAUACGUAUUUUCUCAUAUUAAAUUAUUCUAUGGAGUCAAAAUGGUUGAAAAUCUUCUUCUUUUUUUGCCAACUUGAUAAUCUUCUAUUUAAACACAAGUUGAAACCGUGUAUUCUAUGAGUUGCAAUCCCUUUCACUUCUAUAUUAUUCCUUUUUCUCUCUUUCUCCUGCCCUGAUAAUAUAAAUAGUAUACACCAAAAAGCUUACACAGUUCCUCUCACAUAUCUACAUUGAUCAAGAUCAAUAAACCCUAAGAUUUAUCAAUCUCUACCAUAUUACAUACAUAAUUAUGUCUAGCCGAAGGUCACGGUCAUCAAGACAAACGGGAACUUCCAUGAUUAGUGAAGACCAAAUCAAUGAUCUUGUCCUCCAGCUUCAUCGUCUUCUCCCCGAACUUGGUAACAACAACAGACGCUCUGGAAAGGUUUCAGCAUCGAAGGUAUUACAAGAGACAUGUACUUACAUAAGAAACUUGAACAAAGAAGUGGAUGAUCUUAGUGAAAGAUUAUCUCAACUUUUGGAAUCAACUGAUUCAGCUCAAGCUGCACUCAUCCGAAGUUUGCUUAUGUAGUGCAAUGAAUCACAGAAUUCUUUUUUUUUCUAUAAAUUGUCUUCUCAGUUUUAAUUUAAUCACCGUGUUAUUGUAUUUUAAAGUGAUGAUCAUUCUGGCCUUUGAGUUCUCUCGUCUAUAAUGUUUUUUUCUUUCUAUUUAGGGUUUUCUUUGUCAGUUAUUGAACGAACUACCAAGCAACUGGUUGGAUUUAUGUUCACAUUAUUUAAGGCAAACAAGUUUCUCAGAAUUGUCCUCUCGUCAGACAUCAAGAAUAUUGUAUAUAACAAGAGAAUAUAGAUAUAUAGGCAUAUAAAGAAAAAAAGGACGCCAAAAAAGUUUGAAACAAAAAAA